CAACAUGAAUUCCUCACAGGUGUCGCGUGCGGGACCUAGCUGGCACCCUUGCAGUCCGGCGGUAUCACCACCCUGCUGCAUCUGAAGCUCAGGAAUAGGAGGCUCUGAGAUCUGUGGCGGAUCUCACACAAAUGUGGCCACUCGCCGUGAGGGGCCCUCGGCUUGCCAGCUCUCCAGCCGGAAGUCAGCAGAACAGUAAAGAUGGCACAUACUGCACCGUCUAGGCCAUGGACAGCAAGGCCAAGCAAAGGAGAUCUCGCAAGGUGUGCGAGAACUGCCACGUACGCAAGCUACGCUGCAAUGUCGAGGACAUUGGAUCACCAUGCAGCAAUUGCGUAACCUAUCGCGCUUCCUGCGUGCUGCGGAAGCGCAAGAACAGACGAGAGUCCCUAUUAUCCGAGCAUGCCCGAAGACGCAGCCCACCAGUCUCGGUCGCUCAGGCUUCACCUGCGCAUGGUGCCAUGGAAGUCCUGGGCCCAUUUGCACGAAGCCCUUCAGAUGACAGAGACAGCACUGGUCCCAUGACAGUGGAGUCCUUCGACUAUAAUCAUAUGCUUGAUCUUGACGAUGUCUUCACAUUCACUGGCAAUAGCUCAAGUAUGCCAUUGGCAGCUUCCCACAGCUUCAGUGCCAAUGCUCCACCAUCACCACAUCCUGGUGCCUUCGCCACCUUCGCACACCUCUGCAAAGAUGAUCUUACCUUCCUGCGCGAACAGGGCUGCCUCGAUUUGCCUCAGAAAGGAGUCUUCCGGGAGCUCAUGUUGCUAUACUUCAAAUUCGUUCAUCCGAAUUUACCCAUUGUGCCCCAAGAGCUUUUCUGGUCUCGGUGGCAUGGAGAUGAGUUUGUGCUGGGGACAUUUUCUUUGCUGCUCGUCCGCGCUAUGAUAUACGCAGCAUCCGGUUAUGCGAACGCCAGUCUCCUGUCCGCCUUGGGCUUCGAAAACAGACGCGAAGCGAGAAAUGCAUCGUAUCGCAAAGCAAAAUUGGUCUUCGACUUCGAGGCAGAUCGAGACCCAAUCUCCAACGCGCAAAGCUGUCUUCUUCUGACCUACGAGACCAGCACUAUGCAGCUGCGCAUCAACUCGUCCUGGCUCGCUCAUGCAAUACGCUUUGCGAGAAUGGCUCGGGCAGAGUCGUAUUAUCGGUACCAGACCAGUGACAACCAAGGAGCAAAGUUACUGAAGCGGCUUUGGUGGGGAAUUGUCUUCCGCGACAGAAUACUGUCUCUGGGUUUGCGGAGAAAAUUGCAAGUCGAGAUCGAUCCUACUUGGGAGGAUGCCCAUGGUCGACUCAAGGAGGAAUAUGCACUCUCUGCCGCUGACUUCGACUCAGAGCUAGGCGUGUCGCCCGUGCACAGUCUCGAAACUCAGCUUCGUUUGGCGCAAUUGGUCAACCUCACUUGCCAUCUGAUGCCCGGUCUGAGCGGAGCCCUCGGUAUUUUGUACCAUCAUGAGAGCUUAGACGAUCGACUGGAAGCUGCUUCGCGCUCUCUGGUCUCAAGUAUCAACAACUUACACCGAGCCGUUGCAGAAUUAGGACGGUGGCAAGAGAGUGCCCUGCAAAUCUUCCCGUCCCCCAUUAGUCUGGACGAUAGCGAUGUCGAUGAAGCGAUCUCAAUCUACGCCAACAUGCUUUUCGUAUACCAAGCGUCGGCAGUGUUCGCGCUGCAAAGUCAGCUCAUCUUCAUCCACGAGCUGGUACCGGCUUCAAGAUCACUCAUCGAUGAAGACACUAUUGAAGAGUCCGUAGAGGCACUGGAAGAUGCCAACGCCGAUAUCAUGCGACGCAUCAAAGAGUUGAUUCAAACACGACUACUGGACUCGUUACCUGUCAGUAUAGUCCCGUUGGUGGGCCCUCCCCUACUGCUUCAGGCGAUCAAUUUGGCUGCGGUACGUGGUACGCAUUUGGAGGCCACAGAAAGUCGGAAGCUGGAUAUCUUCACGCGCACACUCGAGAGCUGUCGAGAACGCUUCCGAGGCAGCGAGUUCGUUUUUGACCUUCUGAUGAACAUGAUUGGUUAUGCCCAAGAUGACGAGAAGUUCAUGAGUGCCAUGUCAAACUGGCGCCGGAGCUCUAAAGAUGUUGACUAUUCGACUUCUGGCCACACGAGGAUAAAGCUGGACUGGAGUAAUCUGGUAUGUCAAAGGCCGAAGCUCUUCUUGCGCCUCAUGGUACAUAUGGAUCUUGCCUUUUGCACGGGACACCCGCCGGAUGAGUCAGAUCUUCCUGAGGGACUGCGGAAGCAAGCAGCAUGAUUCACGGUCAAUGGCAGACCGUCUCCAGUCUCAGAAAGCUCGCCAGUGUCAAAAGUGAGUAGACAGGCAGACCCGUCAUAUUCGGGGAAAUGAGGGCGCUAGAUUGAUCGCGACUGCACAAUAGACUCGAGUCCUAUUGUGGCGGUCGCAGUUGCCUCAUUGUCGAUAGGUGAUAUUGUCCCUGGUGCCUUCCGCAGCCCUACAUCAACCCCUUGCCCUCCUCCACGUUCUCCCUCGUGCCGCCCUUGCACUUCCACUUCUGCUUCAACACCGACACCGAAACCAUCUUAGUACACCGCAGACCUGUGAGCCUCAACACGCUAUCGGCGCUCCUUCUCGGCCAGGCAGGCGCAUUCACCCCAGCAAACUGUGGCGCUCUUGGCAUCGACGCAGCUGUCGCCUUCCUUAUUUGAGCAGCUCCCCCGUCGCGGUCACCACCACCUGUGCGACAACGACAUCAACAUCGGCAUCGACAACGAAGCCGCUCCAGCUU
This is a messenger RNA of Cercospora beticola, 2748 nucleotides long. RefSeq lists its product as uncharacterized. Gene Ontology annotation, biological process: regulation of DNA-templated transcription; DNA-templated transcription. Gene Ontology annotation, molecular function: DNA-binding transcription factor activity, RNA polymerase II-specific; DNA binding; zinc ion binding. The record is from RefSeq and is a predicted model, not a curated record. Lineage: Eukaryota; Fungi; Ascomycota; Dothideomycetes; Mycosphaerellales; Mycosphaerellaceae.